Messenger RNA from Dama dama (fallow deer), 1601 nucleotides. It is a transcript of the gene SENP8, whose product is annotated as SUMO peptidase family member, NEDD8 specific. Gene Ontology annotation, molecular function: deNEDDylase activity; cysteine-type peptidase activity. The record is from RefSeq and is a predicted model, not a curated record. The transcript has 2 exons. Bases 191 to 829 code for a protein of 212 amino acids. Gene Ontology annotation, biological process: proteolysis. Lineage: Eukaryota; Metazoa; Chordata; Mammalia; Artiodactyla; Cervidae.
UUACGGCAGAGCUGGGAACCUCUGCCUUAGACGACUAGAGAGGAAUGUCGCAAUGUUGGGGGUAGAAAAACUCUGGAUUUGCGACUAAAGCGCUGCUUUUCCGGCCAGUACAGAGCUGCUUGGAGGCUGGUAGGGUUGGUGAGGCCCGAAGCAGCUUCUAGAAUUUCUGAGCAGCCCUGGUCAGUACAAGAUGGACCCAGUAGUCUUGAGUUACAUGGACAGUCUACUGCGGCAAUCAGACGUCUCACUACUGGAUCCUCCAAGCUGGCUCAAUGACCAUGUUAUUGGGUUUGCCUUUGAGUACUUUGCCAACAGUCAAUUUCAUGACUGCUCUGACCACGUCUGUUUCAUCAGCCCCGAAGUUACUCAGUUCAUCAAGUGCACUGGCAACCCAGCAGAAAUCGCCAUGUUCCUUGAACCCUUGGACCUCCCCAAUAAGAGAGUUAUAUUUUUAGCCAUCAAUGAUAAUUCCAACCACGCAGCUGGGGGAACCCACUGGAGCUUGUUGGUUUAUCUGCAAGAUAAAAAUGGCUUUUUUCAUUAUGAUUCUUAUGGUAGUAGUAACACAUUGCAUGCAAAACAGGUAGCAGAGAAACUAGAGGCUUUCUUAGGCAGAAAAGGAAACAAACUGGCCUUUGUGGAAGAGAAAGCCCCUGCUCAACAAAACAGCUAUGACUGUGGGAUGUACGUGAUAUGUAACACUGAGGCCUUGUGUCAGAACUUCUUUAGACAACAGCCAGAAUCACUACUGCAGCUACUCACUCCUACAUACAUCACAAAGAAGAGAGAAGAAUGGAAAGAUCUCAUUGCCAGACUUGCUAAAAAUUAGCUGUUGAAAUAUAUUUGAGUUUUGAAGUCUCUUUCUGCCUGUCCCCAUGUAUUAGAUGGCUGAAGUCUCAGUGCCUGAGGGAAGAUGCCUGGGAGAGGAAAGCUUAGAAUGCUUACUUUCUCCUGAGAGAGUGUUGUCCUCCACAUUAUCCUAAUGGAAAGUGUCACUUUAACGCUAACUUCAGAGCAAUAUGUUCUGUGAAGAUGUCUUCAAAAUAUGCACCAAAACUGAUUAAUUCCCUUUUGGGCUCCCUUAUCCACAUUGGUUUAGUCCAAAGAAAAAAGAUUGAUCUGUAAAACAAAUUAAGAAUAUAUGAUAUUUACAAGCAAGAAGAAAAUCAUAGAGCAACCAAAAACUUAGUGCACAGCCACAUAUUUCAAGAGAUCAACUAGCUGGAAGCAGAUCAAGACCUAACCUAAUUCAAGAUUGAAGUUUUAUCAGUUACUCAGUCCUGUGAUACCUCUUCCAUUCAACAAGCAAAGGCUUUGCCAGCUAUAACCUUUGCCAAUACUUGAUAAAGAUGGUGUUAGCCCAUAGUCACCCAUCUAAUUCCUGGAGCACUUUAAGAAAGGGGGAAUCUUGAAUAACUUUGUUAAAAUUAAUGUCUGUGGUGGACCUCUUAUUUUGCAUCUGAAACUUAAAGUUCGUUUAUUUUUGAGAUACAAAGGAGAAAAAGUGACCUUUCUCAACUCUUUCACUUUAUUCAAAAUGCAGACAAUGUAAUUUUUGAAAUGUGGAACCAAGAGUAAAAUGAAAUGCUAUUCCUUCUAAA